GUACAAGCACGCAUACAGCGCCAGUAAUUCUUCGAUCUUCGAGUACAACCGACGGUAUACAAGACGAUGAGCUCCCAAGAACCGCCUUAUCCUCCGUCCGGAAAUUAUGUGAGCGCAGUCAAAGAGUCGAGUGCAUCAUUGUGCCAGAAAGCUGGGGUCAAGGUACCUCCUGAGUCCAUCGAUCGCCUUUUGCGCUCUCCGGCGUUCAAGAGCUCCUUCAAACGUGUUUCGGCAGUCCAUGGCCUUGCCUUUCCCCUCAAGUUCCCUUCGAUAGUCUCAGAGCUCAACUUCCUAUCCCUUUUGUCUCUCUUAAACUUUGCGUCUGGCUACCGCGCCGUCCUGCACGAGCAAACUGGCAGAGGAGCAUGGGAUAACAUCAGAGCUUUUGCUUUCUCUCUUUACAUCUCUUCCUCCACAGGCCAAGGGGACUAUCUAUCCGCUGCAGGCAUGCGCAGCAUUGGCGAAGCCAAAGUAGCUGAGCUCAUGGGCGUAAAUAUCCAAGUUGAGCGCCCGCAUGAAGGACUCCCGGGAGUGACUAUCGGAAAGCUGGGUGGCCCAGCAUACGAGUUAGUGAAGCUCAUAGACAUGACCUUGAAGGAGACUGGCAAGGUCUUGCAAGAGAAUAGGUAUCCUGACCUCGGGUCAUUCGUCCUUGAGGCCUUGAAAAGUGGUGCCAAUUCUGCAAACGGGCACCUGGAUUCUGUUCUCGAGAAACUCGUUCGAGCAAUCCCGGGGUUCCGAGAUAUGGCGAUUGUUGAGGGUCAACCCGUCUAUUGCUUCAAGAAAGCUCUUUUCUUGAUCCAUGCUGUGAAGAUACGAUUUGGAGAAUUAUCGACAUCCCCUUUCCCCAUCCCCGAUACCAUCCAAAGUCCGGUAUUCACCGACAACGUUUUGCCCUCUCUUCUUGUGCACCUUGGCGUCAUCGACCUGUCAGAGGCAACACAAGGUCUCUCGGCUCUUUUCCCGGGUGCUGGCUCGGUCGAAAGGCUGGAAACGCUCCUCGCAGCGGCGCCAGAGGCAGAAGACAAGGCAAAGGUACAGAAACAGUCCCCAAAAGAAGGUCCGAUUCUUUCCACAGAACAAGCCUACAUUCUGCGAGCCGCGGCAAUUUAUGCUUGUGAACGUAUCACUGAAUACGCUCGCACCAUCGACGAGAACUCGCUCGGAGAAGACGAACAGUGGAUCAGGGGCAUCACUUUACCGGAACUGGACAUGUGGAUAUGGGCUGUGGCCAAAGAUAGGCCUGAUUAUCGAGAACUCAAGAGAUUUGCGUUAAGAAACACGGUGUACUUCUAGAUGAGGUCGUUUGCUUCAUCAUAUGAAUCAGGUUGUACGUUAUGGCAAGGCAUUUAUAAUCUAUGUAGCAGCCGGAAUACGUUGAGGAAACAAUAAUCC
This is a messenger RNA of Coniophora puteana RWD-64-598 SS2, 1395 nucleotides long. RefSeq lists its product as uncharacterized. The record is from RefSeq and is a predicted model, not a curated record. The transcript is spliced from 4 exons. The coding region runs from base 67 to 1296 and encodes 409 amino acids. Gene Ontology annotation, biological process: tRNA modification. Lineage: Eukaryota; Fungi; Basidiomycota; Agaricomycetes; Boletales; Coniophoraceae.